AGAAGCCGAUGUCGCUGCGGGGAGCAAUGCGGGGGAGGCAACUCCCGGCAUAGCAUAAAGGUGACUCCUCGCAGCCAAGAUCUCCCAUAUGCUACUUAGCGUUCCGUUCGGUUCGGCAAACCUCCUGCCCGCUAAGAAGCGUUUGUCACAGACUUAACGCAGAUAUUCAGUCGAUGUUCAACCGCUGUCAUCGGGCCGUUCUUUGAGCGAGUCUGCAGAGAUUACGCGUUGCGAGCCUAUUUUCGGAACUGUUUUCCACACAGGAGAAUGAUGUCGAGUGACGUACGAUUUUCCCUUUUGGCGAUACUCUUUCUAUCGUGCACUUUCAACGUGCACGCACACCCAAGUCGCUUUACCGAAGAUGAUAAUACCAGCGUGGAGGAAUUUGUCAAUCCGUGGUCCUUGGAUGGCUUGAGCGAAGGGAGCGAGCACGACGCUAAUCGGGACGAGGCUUUAGAAAAACUGCAACAGGUUCUUGGUAUUCGGAGUCAUGGUGAGAAAACAGGACGUCGUAAAGUGCCGCCGCAAUUUAUGGUGGAACUGUAUAAUAAUGUCGCCGAUCCCAGCGGUGUAACGCGAGGUAAAAAUCCAUACAAUGCCAAGGUUGUUCGCAGCUUCAUCGAAAGAGAUACCACCGUGUCGCGAUUAUACUUCUUCAAUAUCACGGGCUUAGAAGUGAACGAAUCGGUUUUGGAGGCGGAGCUCCAUCUCUAUCGAAAAAGGACACCUUUGAAAAUAAUGCAUCCGUCCAUUUUAGCUUCUCCCUACUACUUGAUAAGAGUGUAUCAAGUCUUGGAUGAAAAAAGUUUAGAAGUUCCCGACCUUCACAGACUGUUGAACGUUCGGUAUGUCGGAGCGCAUGCAUCUGGUUGGCAGAUAUUUAAUGUGAAACACGCUGUUCUUGCCUGGUUAACCGGGGAACCGAAUCUUGGACUUUUGGUGACCGCUUCUACCGUGUUCGAGGAUCAAGUGGUGGUGGAGUUUUCACGACGAAACGAGUAUCAUCAUAGCAAACAGCCCAUUUUAGUACUAUUCGACGACGACGGGAAAAAACACCGAGACGAUCGUAAUAACAACGAGAUUGAAGAAACGUCGCGCGAGGACGAGGACGAGAAUGACUUGAAGAAUGACUACAGUGAUAAAAAUGUCGAGAAACGUGAUCGGGGAAAAGGUCAGCCGGAAGAGGCUCGAUGGGAGAACGAAAAUAAAUCUGAAUUCUUCCAAAGAAAGAAGAGAACGGGAAUAGUUGGGCGUGAUGUAGUGACUCAAGCAAUUCGAGGGACUCGAGAUCUCGCAGAAGAAUCGUCCGGACGACAUCGGAGAGAAACCAUUUUCUAUCCGAGAAAGUCGCACGUUUUAACGUCGACAGGCGUGUACCAGCGAGCGAUGCGCCGCGAAAGAAUAGGAGAAAUAGUUCGUCAGAGGUCGUUAUCGAACGAAAAUGUUCGCGAGAAACGAUCGACUAGAAGUCACGCGUCUGUCCAACAAAAUGUCACCGAAUGCACGAGGCACGAGCUCUACGUCGAUUUCAAGGAAAUCGGUCUCUCCUCUUCUAUCAUCGCUCCGCUUGGUUAUUCAGCCUAUCAUUGCAAAGGUAUCUGCGAAUCGCCGUUGAGUCAAGAUCAACAACCGACAAAUCACGCGACUGUUCAGGGAAUCGUUCAUAAAAUGGGAUUGGUGAAAGGGGUCGAGAGACCUUGCUGCGUACCAACGAAACUAUUGGGCACGACCAUUCUGUUCUUUGAUGACAACGAGAACGUGGUCCUGAAAGUUUAUCAAGACAUGAUCGCAGAUCGUUGCGGAUGUCGUUAAGGACAUUUCAUCGUUUCUUUUUUUCUUUUUUCUUCUCUUUAGGAAGAAAGAAGCGAAUCAAGCAUCAACAUAUGUCUCAAUGAUGAUUGAAAAGGGGAGAAUAAAUGUGUGUGUGAGAAAAAAGAAGAAACUGGAAGUGUAUGCGUGCGAGAGAGAGAGAGAGAGAGAGAGCAAAAGUAAGAGCGGCAGAAUAUAUAUAUCAGGUAAAAAUGAUUUUUACACACUAGCACGAGAGUCAUUCCUAGAGAUUUAUCUGAAGAUCGAUGUCCUAACAUUGUACAUAAGAACAUUCCUAAAUUCGCGUAGGGUUAUACGUAUCAAUGAUUAGCAUGUCUACAUCGUAUCCUAUAUUGUCAUUAAAUUAUUAUUAUAAUCACGUCGUCUCGAUCAUUGUAUAUACUACUGUGUCGUAGAACGUUAGAAUUAUUUAUAUUUUAAUUAUAACAAAUAAAACUAUUGUAGUAUUUAA
Messenger RNA from Frieseomelitta varia, 2281 nucleotides. Its product is annotated as bone morphogenetic protein 2-like. Gene Ontology annotation, molecular function: cytokine activity; growth factor activity. Bases 268 to 1812 code for a protein of 514 amino acids. The transcript is spliced from 5 exons. The record is from RefSeq and is a predicted model, not a curated record. Gene Ontology annotation, biological process: SMAD protein signal transduction. Gene Ontology annotation, cellular component: extracellular region. Lineage: Eukaryota; Metazoa; Arthropoda; Insecta; Hymenoptera; Apidae.